CAUUAGCAAAAUCAUAUUAGUGGAAUACAUAGUUAUGUUAUUUGGUAUGGUGAAGUCUCUGUUCGUUCCAUAAUUGAUAUAUUGCCUGUGGUGGGAAGAUUGUUUUGGGAAGAACAGAGAAAAUAAUUUCAAACGAAAAAAAAAAAGGAUCAUAAUGACACUGUCAAAUAAAACAAUAUUAUCCUACUGUGCUUGCGUAACUGGAUUUUCUCUAAUAGCGACAGCUUAUUCAUUUUACUAUAUCAAAGUUUUUAUGAACCUAUAUCACAUUGAAGAAAAAUGGUUUCACGGCGCCCAGAUCCUAUAUUUAAUCUGGAAUGCUGUGAAUGAUCCCCUGUUUGCUUAUAUUCAGGACAGCACAAAUUUCAAGUUUACGAAGACGAGACGAGAAAGCAUUAUGUAUUCAGGACCAUUGUUUGCGAUUUCAUUUUUGCUGCCAUGGAUACAGUGGGGAGAUAACUCUUUUAUAGUUGGAAUUCACCUUAUUGUUUCGUUAUUUAUUUGGGAUACGCUUUUCACGUUCGUAGGCCUAGCUCAAUGUGCCUUGUCGACGGAACUGUCCACCAAUUUAUCGGAUAGAAUAACAUUAACUCGAUAUGGUUCCGUUGGGUCGCUCCUUGGUGCCAGCAGUGUCAUGGUCUUGGAGUAUACGUCCGAUAGCUUGCAUAAUUUUAGAGCUUUUCAAACGACUGCUGCUAUUCUAACUAUAUGUAGCUGUACACUAUUUUGGUAUGCAGGACGCAAUGCCCAUACUGUAUAUGAUGUUAAACAAAUGUCGACGACAGAAGAGGAGGAUAAUGGCGACAUUUCUCACAAUAAAACAACAAAAGAAUCUUACUGGAGACAAACAAUGCAGAUUUUAUCAGACAGAAAUUUUAUUUCAUUUGUAGUUGCAAACUUCUGUCAAGAAUUUCAUCGAGCUUUUCUUAGUAACUUCAUGGCUAUCUUAGGCGAUCAUUUAAUUUCUGAUCAAGAUAUAUCAAGAAACGGGAGGAAGUUGUUUUAUGGUGCCGUCACAAUAAUGCCACAACUAUUGGUUAUUUUUGGAACUCCAAUGAUAGAAAGAUUCUCAUACUUCAGUGCAAUACGGAUCAGCCAUAUUUACAAAAUCGUGGCAGCUAUUGUUAUGCUUUGUAUAGGACAAGAUCAUCCAUGGUGCUUAAUUACGUUUCUUAUGUUAGAUAGUUGUUUUGCGAAUGCUUCAUACUCGUUGCUUUGUCUACCGUUGUCUGACAUAGCUGAUGCCAACAUGAUGAAAUAUAAUAGAAAACAUCCAAUAUCUUCAAUGAUUUUUGGAACAAAUGCCUUGAUAGUUAAACCAGCAAUAUCUCUCUCUCCAAUGUUGGUAGUCGCCAUUUUGAAUAACCACGGGUAUAGCCAACUAAAAGAUAACGUAGCAGACGAUGUUGAUCUGCAGACGUCUCGUGAACUGAAACAUGCAAUGUUUAUGUUAAUAUGCUUUUAUCCAAUGGUUAUUGGUAUCAUACAAUUUAUUUCAUGGUCAAGAUACUCUGUACGAAAAAGAUCGAAACAUAUUUUAAUUGAUUUAUAA
This is a messenger RNA of Mytilus californianus (California mussel), 1552 nucleotides long. RefSeq names its product transmembrane protein 180-like. The transcript has 4 exons. Lineage: Eukaryota; Metazoa; Mollusca; Bivalvia; Mytilida; Mytilidae. The record is from RefSeq and is a predicted model, not a curated record. The coding region runs from base 155 to 1552 and encodes 465 amino acids.